AUGCUGUCCAAGAGCGUUGUCGCCCUGUCCUGCUUGGCUGCUGUGGCUUCUGCCCACGGCGACCACAACCAGCAGAAGAACGUUGCCGGCCCGCUUGAGUCGCUUUGGUACAACACUCUGCCGGGCGAUGGUGGCACCCAGGCCGACUCCGUCUUUUCUGGCAUUUCUACCUUUGGUCGUCUGCCAUACCAGCCGUGUCUGGCUAACAAGAAUGUCAACUAUGACAUUGCCUUUAUCGGUGCCCCCUUUGACACCGGCACGUCGUACCGGCCUGGUGCCCGUUUUGGUCCGUCUGGUAUCCGCCAGGGCUCUCGUCGUCUGAACCUCUACGGAGGAUACAACGUGCCCCUGCAGACGAACCCGUUCAACAGCUGGGCCACCGUUCUCGACUGUGGUGACAUCCCGGUGACCUCGUACGACAACACGUACGCGCUCUACCAGAUCGAGGAGGGCCACAAUGCCAUCCUCUCACGGGCGCCGGCCACGGACGCCAGCGAGGUUGGCCCGGCACUGGGCGGCCGCACGCUGCCGCGUGUGAUCACGCUCGGAGGCGACCACACGAUCACGCUGCCGCUGCUGCGGUCCAUCAACCGGGCCUAUGGCCCCGUGUCCGUGAUCCAUUUCGACUCGCACUUGGACACGUGGAAGCCCAAGGUCUUUGGCGGCUCGCCCUCGCACGUCGCCAGCAUCAACCACGGCACGUACUUUUACCAUGCCGCCCAGGAGGGUCUGCUGCGCAACGACUCCAACAUCCAUGCCGGCAUCCGCACCACGCUCAGCGGCCCGAGCGACUACGAGAACGACGGGUACUGCGGCUUCGAGAUCGUCGAGGCCCGCGAGAUCGACACCAUCGGCACUGACGGCAUCAUCGAGCGCAUCAAGGCCCGCGUCGGCACCAAGAACCCCGUCUACCUCUCGCUCGACAUCGAUACGCUCGACCCGGCCUUUGCGCCUGCUACCGGCACCCCCGAGACUGGCGGCUGGUCCACCCGUGAGCUGCGCACCAUCCUGCGCGGCCUCGAGGGCAUCAACUUGAUCGCUGCCGACGUCGUUGAAGUGGCCCCCGCUUAUGACACCAACGCUGAGCACACCACCAUGGCUGCUGCUGAUGCCAUUUACGAGAUCAUGAGCCUCAUGGUCAAGCACGGCUCGCUCAGCAUUGAGAAUGAGAAGGCGUCCGAUAACGAAUUGUAA
Grosmannia clavigera kw1407 is the source of this 1194-nucleotide messenger RNA. Its product is annotated as agmatinase. The transcript has 4 exons. The coding region runs from base 1 to 1194 and encodes 397 amino acids. Lineage: Eukaryota; Fungi; Ascomycota; Sordariomycetes; Ophiostomatales; Ophiostomataceae. The record is from RefSeq and is a predicted model, not a curated record. Gene Ontology annotation, molecular function: metal ion binding; agmatinase activity.